Molecule: messenger RNA, 3614 nt
Organism: Diabrotica virgifera virgifera (western corn rootworm)
Lineage: Eukaryota; Metazoa; Arthropoda; Insecta; Coleoptera; Chrysomelidae
Gene: sm
Product: heterogeneous nuclear ribonucleoprotein L
Exons: 7
Coding region: 1-1059 (352 amino acids)
Biological process (GO): regulation of RNA splicing
Cellular component (GO): nucleus
Molecular function (GO): mRNA binding
Source: RefSeq, a predicted model, not a curated record
AUGUUAUAUCACUAUCGAAAACCAGAUAAACUUAAUGUGCACAAGAAUGACGCAGAAAGUUGGGAUUAUACAGUAUCUCUAUUGAAAGAAAAUACAAAUAACGGUCGUCCACAACCGUUGCUCCAGGAACCUCAUUUUGGAUCACGACCGCAACCAUACAGUGCAUACCCAGGGGAUCAGAUGCGACCAUUCGACGAUAUAUCUCCAGGAUAUGGAGACACUUUUCCGACAGAGGCAUUUAGAAAGGGCAGCACUCCAGCAGCAAUUACAGCAGAACAGAGAAAUACUCAAUUCCAGCAACCUGGUGCUGUGUUAAUGGUGUACGGGCUGGAUCCGCUACGCACGAACGCAGAUAAAUUGUUUAAUUUAAUGUGCUUGUAUGGAAAUGUUGUUCGGAUCAAAUUCUUAAAAUCCAAAGAAGGUACAGCUAUGGUUCAAAUGGGAGACAGUGUUGCGGUUGAAAGAUGUGUUCAAAAUCUCAACAAUAUAAACAUCGGUAUUACUGGGGCAAUUCCAGUAACGCAUCGUUCCAAUGCACCUGACGCAAUGCAAGAAGAUGAUGAUCACCAAAAGGAACACAAAUUACAAUUAGCUUUCAGCAAACAACCAUAUCUCAGCGAAGUAACAAAUCCGUAUCCACUACCUGAUAAAUCUCCUUCAUAUAAGUUGUACAUUAGCAAUAAAAAUAAUCGGUUCAUGAACCCCGCCAUGGCAAGCAAGAACAGAAUUCAACCACCCAGCAAGAUUUUGCACUUUUUUAAUACACCUCCACAAGUAACAGAAGAAGACCUAUUUAAAGUGUUCGAAGAGUAUGAUGUAACGCCGCCAAAAGCUGUUAAACUGUUCCCCAUGAAAUCAGAACGUUCCAGUUCCGGUCUCUUGGAAUUCGAAAAUAUUACCGACGCUGUAGCGGCAGUGAUGGCAUGUAAUCAUGCGGCCAUUGAAAGUCCAGGAAUGAAAUUCCCCUUUAUCAUGAAACUCUGCUUCUCAUCGUCACGUAGCAUGACCAUUAAAAAUGGAGAUAGUAGCACCGAUCAAGCUGGUGAAAAAAAUGAGUAAUUGCUUAAAACCAUGCUUAUAAUUUUAGUCUUUACAUAUCCUUUCCAUAAAUUGUUUAAAGUGUUACGAUUAAUGUUAAGUUAAAGUUUUAGUACCUUUUCGAUUGUUUGUGACAAAAAUCUCAUCGACCAAUGUCUCGAUUUAAAUAUUAUUUGUAAUAUUGACUAAUUUACCUGCCGAUAACCCUACGUUAUAUUUAAAAAUAUUAUUUACGAUACUGUGCAAAAUAUUUCUUAAAAAUUGUCAAACAGUUAACAAAUAGAUUACGUACAGCGUACUACGUAUAUACAAAUUAUUAUAAUACAGACUGUAAUAAUAUACAAAUUUUUAUUUUUGUAUGAGUAUAAUUGUCCUCCUAUGCGGUGAAGGAUUGAAAUGUAUUGACAAAAUAUAUUGCAUGUGCAAGGGUCAAACAAAAACUAGGCAAAUAAGUACAACUUAUUGCAAAUUAUGUUGCUUCUAAUAUAUAUGCUUUUUCAAACUAAUAUUUUUUUCUGAAGAUUAGUUAUAGAAUGUAUUCCUAAAACUUAACCACGAUGAUAUGUUAAAGCUAAGCAAUUCAUACUUUUUAUAAGAAACUUUUGAUUUUUAUUUCCGGUCGUUUUAGUCUGUUUUUCAAACCGGACUCUGAGUUUUAUUUACCUUGAACUGUACCUUUGGAGCCCAGGAUUGUCUAUUGAGCCACUCUGAGUCCUUUAUUUUUUCCAAGAUGGACUAAUGUGACGUUCAGUUUCAGUUUUAAACAGACGUUUUUGCUCUUUAGAAGAACCUCCAGUUUAAGUGUGGAUUUAGAGAGUUCUCUUAAAGAAAGCCCUUUGUAAUAUUAAAUAACUCUUCCUCAAUACUUAUCAACCCAAAGUACCCCUUCUUAAGUCGACGUUCUUUAUAUCGAGAAGCACAUGUAGCUUUAUCGAUAAGUUUUAUUAAAGCAUCUUUUGUGAGCUCCAUUUCACUCUCGUAGUCUGUUUUGUCCGGGUUAUUCUUCAGGAUGAUUGCUGUCUUCAUUCCCAAAGGCAGUGUUUUAACUUUUACCACCCGAUUUUUGAAAGGUGUUAUUGCAAAUUCGUUCCUGUUUGUAUUUUUUUGGUUUAAAGUACCUCUCGUAAACGCAGUCCGCUUAGCCUUGUAUUACAGUCUGUACUGUAUGUUAUACAGUACGUGCAACUAUACAUAUCAGUUUUUCCUUGAGAAGUAGGAUGAAUUUUCUAUAGUAUGUCAACAUCCUGCUCUGUUAUGUUCGUGAGUUUUUUUAGCUUCGGAUAAGCAUAAGUUGUAUUCGCGGAGCAUACCCCGAACGUAUUCAAAGUAAGUCCAGGAUUAGUUUCCAAUGCGCAGGCGUCGACGUAAACUUAUCCUGGACAUGUUCAGUACAUUAUUCUCCGCGAACAAUUUUCGGAUUUGGAAUGUAAUGACGGGUUGUUUACAGCAAGGUUAGACAAGGACGCCUUUUCUUUAUAAAAACCAUUAAAAUUUGCUUAACUUAAUAUCCGAAACAAAAACCUCGAACGUCUAGAGGGUAUCCCGGCCACGUUAAGGAUCUAUUUUCUGUACAGCGCGAACACCGAAUUUUACGCCCAAAGAUGGUUCAGAGGGAAAAAUUCGACCUUCGUAAAUGCGCAAUAUUGUAAUGCGAAGGCGUUCUCCCUCUAGUUUAGUCCAAAAUUUGUUCCGUGAAUACAGCUAUUGUGGACAUCUCAGUUUUCGCUGUUUUCCUAGGAGUACUCGAAUCGUCCUCUAAAAAGGUUACUGUCCGGAUGUUGUGGCAUUCUUGGAGCAGUUUGUUUAGUUUCUGAGCCCUACGUUUUUAUUUUUAUGAUCCAUUCCUACGAGUAUGAGAGAAUGAGAGGUCCGUGCCUACAGAUUUCCCAACGUAGGUAUACGAGUCCAACUGCUAUGCAGGUUUGGUACGAUACAAGGCUUUACUUUGUUUAUUAAUGUAUUCUUAGUCUCGUGGAAGUAUUUAUUCAAUCAUAAUUAUAAAAGUAUUUGAUAUUAUUCUACAGUUCACGUUUAAACAUUAUUGUAUAUUUUAAGUUUUUAAAUUAAGGGUAUAAAUAAAUUCUAUCAUCGAUAUUAACUAAUACCAAUACCAACAAUUGUAGUCUGUAAGUUGUGUCCCUAGAUUUGGGGUCUAUUAAGAAGGAAUAACAGAUUUUUCAACAUAUUAAAAAAAUUGCCUAUAAACAAAUUAGUACAUAAAACUAUAUACUACAUUAUAUUAAUUUUGUGAUAAUGACCAAUAAAUGAUUAAAUCUAUAAUCAAAACGUCAAUAUAAUAUACAUAAGAUAUUUAAAAAUUAGUUAUUAAUUUACUAAAAAAUGGCAAAAUGAAAUUUUGUGCCAAAGAAUAAAAUAGAAAAAGUAUGUACAUAUAUUAACAAUCACUCGAGUUAACAUUGUAAAUUUCAAUGUUUAUACAUUGGUCUAUAAGGGGUUAUUGACAGGUAAACAAUAUUUUUGUAUUUCCUUUAAAGUUAAGGUAUUUCUUAUCUUUAGUAUUACAUAUCCUAUUUAAGAAAAUACUCUUGAGAAAUAAAUGUGGAGAAAUAGCGCAA